Molecule: messenger RNA, 3167 nt
Organism: Linum tenue
Lineage: Eukaryota; Viridiplantae; Streptophyta; Magnoliopsida; Malpighiales; Linaceae
Source: the annotation of a GenBank genome assembly
CAAGAACAAAACAGAUAUACCAAGAACAAAAGGAAAAAGAGUAAAAACAAAAGAAGAACAAGAUGAAAAGCAAAAUGCGAGUUUAGUGAUCCAUGCGGUGUACGGUUCACACCAUAGCUUUAUCUCAACCACACCGCGUAGUUAUAGAGGGAGAGAGACGAGUUGCCCAAAUAAAAUAGAAAACAAAACAAAACAAAACAUCCUUCUUCUUCUUCUUCUUCUUCUUCUCCGCUCUUUCUCUCUCGCUCGUUCCGGUCCCCUUCCUCCUCCCCCUUGUCGCUCUCUUUUGAUGCUCUCUUCCGAUCCGCAGCGAAAGCUUCAGGAGAACAACUGAGAGCUCGCUCGUUCUGAUUUAAUCUAUCCUAUCUCUUCCCCGAGAUCGCUGCGCCACCCAAAAUUUCCCACGGAUUCAUCCCGUCGUCAAGUGAAUGGGAAAUUUCGUUGUCGGCGAUUUGGAGCUAACGUGGGAGUGGGAUUAGGGUUUUUGCCUUGCUGCGAAUUACCGAUUCCAAUUGCUCGUGUUUUUGAAGGUAUCAGUCACGUGUUUCUUUUGAAAUUCGGUUUUGUUUUACUUCCAUAUUUGGGGAAUUCCGGAUCUCAAGAGGCUGGGAUAAGGCUGUCUGAGGGGAAGGGGAAAGAAGACCAGUGUGGCAUUUCCCUCUUCUUCCGAUCUCCUGUAAGAUCAAGAGGAGUCUAAGUUACCGUUGAGGAUCCCAAACUGAAAAUGCAGGAUGCCUGAGUUGCAGUUGCAGGCAGGGAGACAAGAGAGAGGACUGCCAGUGUGUAUGGGGAGAAAUGUGCAGAAUUGAGACGAGUGGUAGGAAGUGUGUUGAAAUUGGACAAGGCAGAGGGAGAGAGGAGGAGGAUAUGGGAGGAGGAGGAGGGUUGGUGAAAGGAGUGGACAAAGUGAAGACUUCUUCCAAGUAUAAAGUCAAGCUCUGGAUUUUUCGUGCAACAACUUCCGUCUUGUUGUGGACCUGUAUCGUUCAAUUGACCACCGUCGGCGAGCUGUGGGGGCCUAGGGUUUUGAAAGGAUGGCCUUCCUGUUUCUCCUACGAAUCAGCUUCCGUUCUGCAGGAGAAGCUUCCGGAAGUUCCAGCUCGCCUUUUGCCACCCAAGAGGGUUUACAAAAACAAUGGAUAUCUUGUGGUUUCGUGCAAUGGAGGUCUAAAUCAAAUGAGAGCUGCGGUGAGUGGUCAGCUGGUUUCCUUGAUAUGUGACAUGGUUGCCAUAGCAAGAUACUUGAAUGUCACUCUUAUUGUCCCAGAGUUGGACAAGACCUCCUUUUGGGCUGAUCCCAGUGAGUUCCAGGACAUAUUUGAUGUUGAUCAUUUCAUCACAUCACUCAGAGAUGAGGUCCGGAUAUUGAAAGCAUUGCCUCCCCGCCUGAAGAGGAGAGUGGAACUAGGGAUGAGUUAUUCGAUGCCACCAAUUAGUUGGUCAGAUAUAUCCUACUACAGUGACCAGAUUCUUCCUUUGAUACAGAAGUACAAAGUCCUUCAUCUUAACAGAACAGAUACAAGACUAGCAAACAAUAAUCAGCCUCUAGAAAUUCAGAAGCUACGUUGUCGUGUGAAUUUCGGUGCACUUAGAUUCACUUCUCAAAUUGAGGAGCUGGGUAAAAGAGUUAUAAGACUUCUCAGGCAAAAUGGUCCUUUCUUAGUACUUCACCUGAGAUAUGAAAUGGAUAUGUUGGCAUUCUCUGGUUGUACUCAAGGCUGUAAUAUUGAAGAAGUGGAAGAACUGACAAGAAUGAGAUAUGCUUAUCCAUGGUGGAAAGAGAAGGUAAUAAAUUCCGAUCUUAAAAGGAAAGAUGGAUUGUGCCCUUUGACUCCAGAGGAGACUGCCCUUACUCUGAGGGCACUGGACAUUGAUCCAAGCAUGCAGAUCUACAUAGCUGCUGGUGAAAUAUAUUGUGCAGAGAGGCGAAUGGCAACCCUUGCAGCAGCUUUUCCAAAGCUGGCGAGAAAGGAAACGCUCUUGGAACCAUCAGAUCUGAGGUUCUUUCAGAAUCAUUCGUCCCAGAUGGCAGCUUUGGACUAUCUCGUUGCAUUGGAGAGUGACAUAUUUGUCCCCACCUAUGAUGGAAACAUGGCCAAAGUUGUUGAAGGCCACCGCAGAUUUCUUGGGUUCAAGAAGACGAUAUUACUGGAGAGAAGGCUAUUGGUUGAUUUGAUAGACCAGUAUACGAAUGGGUCAAUGAGUUGGGAUGAGUUUUCGGAUGCCGUGAAGGAAGCACAUGCCACUAGGAUGGGGAGCCCAGGCAAAAGGCUAGUGAUCCCAGACAGGCCUAAGGAAGAGGAUUACUUCUACUCCAACCCUGAAGAAUGUCUGCAGCAGUCGGGCGAGACACUAUUGAGUAGUACGUGAUGAUUCGUUUUAUAGGAAAAUUUAGUUAAGAAAUUGGAAAUUCAGAUAGAAAUAUCUCCUCCCUCCCAUGCAUGGUGCUCCCAUUUAGCAAUGCAUAGAGAAGAUAGUGCAGAGGAGGUGGUAUGAUGGCUUGGGGCUGAAGGAGUGAUGAGUGGAAGGAAGGAGGCUUUUGAUGAAAGCAAGCGAUAUAUCAAUGGCGUUUAAUGGUGGGGAGUGUUUCCUCAAUCUUCUUAUUAAUAUGCAAAUAAUUCAUUUCUCAUUGUACAGAAGAAGAACAUGAAGAAGAGGAAAGAGCCCUGUCAUUACAGGGUGUGAGAGUUCUGAAAUCAAUGAACCAAGACCAGGGUGAAAAGAAAUACUUGUACUUGCACACAGAAAAUGGGGUGGGGGUAAUGCGUAUAUAGAUCUGCUGAUCAUAUGCUUUUUUACGAAGAUUGUGUCCUCUACCGGAGGGGGAUAGUUUAAUCUUCCUUCCAUUUUGUUCUCUCUCUCUCUCUCUCUCUCUCUUUUUUUUUUUUUUAAUUUGUUCCACAUUACGUAUUGUUCUUGAGUUUUCAGUAGUGACAGUUUAUUCUUCAAAUCAUUUAAGAUUUGAGAGUUAUCAUUUGUUCCUUACUAGUGCUGGACUGUAUUUGGUUCCCAAACCGAUGUGGGUUGGAAUGAUGAUUGAUUGCCAACUAUAACCCCAUCAUUAGGAGGCUUUGAUUAUUGCCUAUUGAUGUAUGUAUGUAUUAUUUAUGGAAAAAGCAGUUCUUGGCUGAAAAAAAAGUGGAUAAUUUUUUCCUAGUUGACUGCAA